Molecule: messenger RNA, 4198 nt
Organism: Bacillus rossius redtenbacheri
Lineage: Eukaryota; Metazoa; Arthropoda; Insecta; Phasmatodea; Bacillidae
Product: pre-mRNA-splicing factor ATP-dependent RNA helicase PRP16
Exons: 21
Coding region: 427-4122 (1231 amino acids)
Biological process (GO): mRNA splicing, via spliceosome
Cellular component (GO): spliceosomal complex; intracellular anatomical structure
Molecular function (GO): 3'-5' RNA helicase activity; RNA binding; ATP binding
Source: RefSeq, a predicted model, not a curated record
GGUCUGUUAUUUGCAUUUAAAUAGAGCUUCGUUCUGUCUCUCACUGCUCGUUAAUUUUUAAAUUUUUUAGGGAUAAUUGCUUUUUUGUUUUAAUUAGUAAGUUAUAAAGUAAUUGGUAAGCAAUAGUUAAUAAAUGUUAAAUUUUGUACGGCAACAUCAAAUUUUCAAUAUAUUAUUUUGGUACUUUUUAUUUACCCUGUCUGCCACUUCUGGCGCUUAUAACCGUAGCCUCCAGUUUAAUAUCUUCAUAGUUUACCCCUAUUAUGUUUAACUAUAUUCGUGUUCGAUUAUUUGUAAAUACAAAUAAUUAAAUAUGUGUUUUCAUGGAAUAAACUGAAGUAUUAAAUGAAAAUUGCUGUAUUUAAUUUGAAAAAACCGCAAUUAUGUUUUAAUGCAAGUGUAUAGUAAAUAAAUGUACUACUGUAUAUGAUGGCCUCGGGAGUUGACGACGAUUCGCAUUUAUAUAGGUUAGAAGGUAGCAAAAGUGAAAAAGGGGGAUUAAUAAUACGGAAGAAAAUUCGGAAUGCUGAUGAAUUCAAAGUGCCAGCCCCAAAAAAAUCUCUUUUGGGCUUAGACAGAUUAGCGGAAAUCCGUAAAAAGCAGAAAGAAGAUGAAGAGGAUACAGAUAGUAAGAAAUCAAAGGUAUUGUCGUACAGGCAGGAUGAAGAAGAGAAUGAUGAAGUGGAAGAUGAAUUGGAUGUUAAGGAAAAAACAAGCAAACGGCACUAUCGGCCAGCCAACGAAGAAAGCCCUUCGUACACUGGUGGCAUCUCGGAGGUGGCCCGGGUGCGGUUGGUGGAGCGUCUGCAGAAGAACAAAGACCGUGGUGUUUACGCCUCGUCUGCCAAGAAGAAGAAAAAGAAGCACAGCCACAGAGGCGAUGAGUCUGAGGAGCAGCGCAGGCGUCAGGACUCCCGCAGCAGACGUGGUGAAAGCGACAGGCGUGAUCGCUCUGCGAGGAGAAGCAGGGGCAGAGAGAGUGAGCGUAGGUCGGACAGAAGCAGCCGGAGGUCCGAGCAUGGUGGGCACGCUAGCCCCAGGGGGUGGUCGCAGACACCGCACUUCAAGGACGAGCCCAAGACACCAGAGUUCCCGGUCAAGGACGCACCAUCUAGAACGAGCUGGGAUGAAGACGAUCCGCCCCCUCACUGGCGAUCGAGCUGGGACCUGCCCACCCCGAAGACGGGGCGGCCAGAUGGGGACUGGUCGGAGAGGAGCCACCGCAGAGCCACAGAUAAGAAACUGGCGAGGGUGGACGAGUCCCCCAGGCCCAGCCCGGUCCACAGGUUCAACCAGUGGGCCAAGAACCGGCGGAGAACCGGAGCUACGCCGCUCACGGGUAAAGAAGUCCUGAAAUGGUCGUCGGAUCAGGACCGGGAACUGUGGGAAAUGGAGCAGAAGCGGCUGGACAGGGAGUGGUACUCCUUGGACGAUGGCUUCGACGACGAGAACAAUCCCUUCUCUAACCUGAGUGAGGAGUACACCAAGAAAAAGGAGGAGCAGCUCGAACAGCGGAAGAAGAAGCGCAUGUCGGCACAACAGCGUCAGAUAAACAAGGACAAUGAAUUGUGGGAGCGUAAUAGGAUGCUAACCAGUGGCGUGGUGCAGUCUGUGGAUGUUGAUGAAGACUUUGAUGAGGAGAGCGUGGACAGGGUGCAUCUGCUCGUGCACAACAUCGUCCCGCCGUUCCUCGAUGGUCGCAUAGUCUUCACCAAGCAGCCGGAGCCUGUCGUGCCGGUCAAGGAUCCAACUUCUGAUAUGGCAAUGGUUGCCAGAAAGGGUUCUCCUCUGGUCAAAGCCUACAGAGAACAAAAAGAAAGAAAGAAAGCACAGAAAAAACAUUGGGAGUUGGCUGGAACAACGAUUGGAAACAUCAUGGGUGUUCAGAAAACUGAUGAAAAGGAUGAGAACCAAAAUGAAAAUGACGAGACAGACUAUAAGACAGACCAGAAGUUUGCUGAUCACAUGCAGAAUGCAAUUGAAGCUAGCAGUGAGUUUGCCAAGAAGAAGACUAUUUUGCAGCAGAGGCGGUACUUGCCUGUGUUUGCUGUCAGACAGGAGCUCCUGAACGUGAUUCGAGAGAACAGUGUGGUGAUAAUAAUCGGGGAGACUGGCAGCGGCAAGACGACCCAGCUGACCCAGUACCUGCACGAAGACGGCUACAGCCGGUACGGGAUGAUCGGCUGCACCCAGCCCCGCAGAGUGGCGGCCAUGUCUGUGGCGAAGAGAGUUUCAGAUGAGAUGGGCACCCACCUGGGUGACGAGGUGGGCUACGCGAUCCGCUUCGAGGACUGCACGUCAGAGAAAACUGUCAUAAAAUACAUGACCGAUGGUAUUUUACUGCGAGAGUCACUCAGAGAGUCAGAUCUCGACAACUACAGCGCAGUCAUCAUGGAUGAAGCUCAUGAGCGCUCGUUGAGCACAGAUGUACUUUUUGGGUUGCUGAGAGAGGUGGUUUCAAGGCGGCAGGACCUGAAGCUGAUAGUGACCUCUGCAACGAUGGACGCCACUAAAUUCUCCACGUUUUUUGGAAAUGUCCCAACGUUCACCAUCCCGGGCCGCACGUUUCCCGUCGAGGUGCUGUUCAGCAAGAAUCCUGUCGAGGACUACGUUGAUUCUGCAGUCAAACAGGCCCUGCAGGUACAUCUGCAGCCCACGGAAGGUGAUAUACUGAUAUUCAUGCCCGGUCAGGAAGAUAUCGAAGUGACUUGUGAAGUGCUGGCCGAGAGACUGACAGAAAUAGAAAACGCGCCACAGCUGUCUAUUUUGCCGAUAUACUCGCAGUUGCCAUCCGACCUGCAGGCAAAGAUAUUCCAGCGAUCUCCAGACGGGCUGCGCAAGUGUGUGGUCGCCACCAACAUCGCCGAGACGUCACUCACAGUGGACGGAAUAAUGUACGUGGUGGACUCGGGCUACUGCAAGAUGAAGGUGUACAACCCUCGUAUCGGCAUGGACGCCCUGCAGAUCUACCCCAUCAGCCAGGCCAAUGCCAACCAACGCUCGGGGAGGGCGGGUCGCACCGGCCCAGGACAGUGCUACAGACUGUACACGGAGCGGCAGUACAAGGACGAGCUGCUGGUGACGACGGUGCCGGAGAUCCAGAGGACCAACCUGGCCAACACCGUGCUGCUGCUCAAGUCGCUGGGCGUGCAGGACCUGCUGCAGUUCCACUUCAUGGACCCCCCGCCCCAGGACAACAUCCUCAACUCACUGUACCAGCUGUGGAUCCUGGGAGCCUUGGACCACACAGGGGCGCUCACAACUCUCGGCCGGCAGAUGGCGGAGUUCCCCCUGGACCCCCCGCAGUGCAAAAUGCUCAUAGUGUCCAGUCAGAUGGGAUGCACUGCUGACAUAUUAAUCAUUGUGUCAAUGCUGUCCGUACCAUCAAUUUUUUACCGGCCAAAGGGCCGAGAGGACGAAGCAGAUAAUGUGAGGGAGAAGUUCCAAGUACCGGAGUCAGACCACCUUACAUACCUGAAUGUAUACAACCAGUGGAAGCUGAACAAAUACUCUGCAAAUUGGUGCAAUGAACACUUCAUCCACAUCAAAGCAAUGCGGAAAGUACGCGAAGUGAGGCAACAGCUGAAAGAUAUCCUGGAACAACAGAAGAUAGAAGUUGUGUCCUGUGGAACUGACUGGGACAUCAUUCGCAAGUGUAUCUGCUCAGCGUAUUUCCAUCAAGCAGCAAGGCUGAAGGGCAUAGGAGAGUACGUGAAUUGCCGGACGGGCAUGCCAUGCCAUCUGCACCCCACAUCAGCCUUGUUUGGCAUGGGCUUCACACCCGACUACGUGGUCUACCAUGAGCUCAUCAUGACUGCCAAAGAGUACAUGCAGUGCGUGACGGCGGUGGACGGCCACUGGCUGGCCGAGCUGGGGCCCAUGUUCUUCUCGGUGAAGGAGACGGGCCGGUCGGGCCGGGCCAAGCGCCGCCAGGCCCUCGAGCACAUGCAGGAGAUGGAGGGCCAGAUGAAGAUAGCCCAGGAGGAGAUCCGCGCGCGCAAGGAGGAAGAGGAGCGCAAGCUGCAGGCCGGGGCCCGCGUCGCAGAGAUAGUGACCCCAGGACUGCGCGACCCAGGCACACCAUCCACUCCACGCAGAACCCCAGCCAGGUUGGGCCUGUGACCACGUUCAUGUGCUACUCGUCACUCCUGUACAUACUUGUACAUAAGAUUUUAUAAUAAAUUAUGUGUCAUUUUCA